GUUUGCAGCCGCCAUCUUGGGCUCCUUCUGUAGGAGCCCCUGACGCUCCGCGCGGUUGGACGCUCGGUGGAGGCUGGUGCUGGUGACCAUUGGGACGCCGAUGCUCAGGCCGAGACGUGGCUGUGCAGCCUGAGGUGUGAGGAGCCUCUGGAGAGCAGCUGAAUGUCCUGAUGCUGGAAUGCCUUGAUCCCUGCCUUCUCUGGGAGAACAAGGCUACAGUAGGCUACUAGAGGAUAAAAUGUGGUAAGGAGGAGAGUCAGGAUGCUCCAGUUUACAGUCAGCUCACCCUUUGAAGUUCAUUUACCUUACCAACCAUCAGGUCUAGGUGGCUGUGCUGUAGACUCUGUUGCCCUGUGACGUGCUGGUGCGGGGAGUUCCGUAGGGAAGACGCUCGAUGCCCUGGAAGCCAGAAAUGGAGUUGCUGUCAUUUGAGGAUAUAGCUGUGGAAUUCACCUGGCAGGAAUGGCAGAACCUGAGUGAAGCUCAGAGGACCCUCUACAGGGAUGUGAUGCUGGAGAACUACAGCCAUUUGCUAUUCCUGGGACACUGUGAGACCAAACCUGACUUGAUUUUCAAUUUGGAGCAAAGACUUGGAUCAUGGAUUGUAGGAGAAGCCUUAGACCAGAACACCCCAGGUGUACAAAAAGUGAAUACCCUGAAUAAGACCUGCCGAGAAACUGAAGCAAGAUAUGUGUGGCAAGUUUCAAUCACCAACAGCAAUAUAUCAAAGGAGAUGGCUGGAAUAGGGAAAAAAUUUAAUGUGAAUAAAAACCACACUUCAAAUCUGAAUAUAAAGGAUAGAAUGAGUCCUAAACAGCUUCUUGUGUGGAAGAAUGUGCAUCUCCAGAGUGAUCAUGAUAAGAUGCAGAUUGGAGCAGAACCUGAUGAUAUUAAUGGACCUGACAAAUCGCUUCAACCUCCUGAGCAUCUUGGUCUACAUAAAAGUCAAAGUUCACAAAAUUACUUUCAAAGUCUUAUACCAGGGAAAGCCUGCAACACAAAAGCAGUAUUGCUGACACAUCAAUUUCAAACAGGAGAGACCUCUCAUAAGUUCAGUGAAUAUGGGAAAUCCUUUGAUGAUGUAGUGUUUAUUGGCAAAGAGAUAACUCAGGUAGGAGAGAACUCUUUUGAAUGUAAUAUAUCAGGAAUAAAGUGUAACAAAUCUAAUCUUGAUGAAUGUGAGAGAAUACACAUGGGAGGGAAACAUGAAUGUAGUGAUUUUGAGAAUCCUUUUAGUAGUGAAUCAUACCUUACAAAAGAUAAGAAACAACAUGCAGGAGAAGAGCCCUGUAUCCAGGAAGAAUAUCAGUUCUCACUAAAGUCAGAAGUGAAUGUUAAUCAGAAAACCCACAGAGGGAAAAAAUCCUAUGAAUGUAAAGUAUGUGGAAAGUGUUUUCACUGGAAAACAAGCUUUAAUAGGCAUCAGAGUACUCACACUGGUGAGAAACCCUAUGAAUGUAAGGAAUGUAGGAAAGCUUUCUGUCAAAAGUCACAUCUGACUCAACAUCAGAGAGUUCAUACAGGUGAGAGACCAUAUAUAUGUUUACAGUGCAGGAAAGCUUUCUACCGUAAAUCGGAGCUCACUGACCAUCAGAGAAUUCAUACAGGUGAGAAGCCCUAUGAAUGUAAGGAAUGUGGGAAAGCUUUUUGCCAAAAGCCCCAACUCACUCUACAUCAGAGAAUUCAUACAGGUGAGAAACCCUACGAAUGUACAGAAUGUGGGAAGGCUUUCUCCACAAAGUCCUAUUUAACUGUACAUCAGAGAACUCAUACGGGUGAAAAACCUUAUGAAUGUACAGUAUGCAGGAAAUCAUUUAUUUGUAAGUCAAGUUUCAGUCAUCAUUGGAGAACUCAUACAGGUGAAAAGCCAUAUGAAUGCAAGCAGUGUAUGAAAACAUUCUACCGAAUGUCAGGCCUCACUCGACACCAGAAAACUCAUACAGGUGACAAACCAUACGAAUGCAAAUUAUGUGAUAAAGCUUUUUACUGUACUUCACACCUCACUGUACAUCAGAGAACUCAUACAGGUGAGAAACCCUAUGAAUGUAAGGAAUGUCGGAAAGCUUUCUAUGAUAAGUCAAACCUAAAGCGGCAUCAGAAAAUUCAUACCAUGAAGAAAUCCUGUGAAUGCAAACAAUGUAAUAAAUCUUUGAGUAACAUUUCUCAACACCAGAUAGUGUACUAUGAAUAUGAAGAAUGCAAGAAACCUUUCUACCAUAAAACACACUUUAGUUAAGUAUCCAAACACUCCUUACAAGUAAGGGGACCCUAUGAUUGUAAAGAACAUAGGCAAACAUUUAACACAAGUCAGAUCUUAACUUUACAUAGAAGUACACAAAGCCCAAAACAUGAAUGUAUGGAAUGGUAAGAAUACUUACAGAACCUGAACAGGCAAAAAAACACAAGAAUGUAAACAAUGAAGGAAAACUUAUGUGUCUGUCAAAGAAUUCACAGUUGACUACAACAAAUAACACCUUGGGGUAAACCUAACCAAAGGGUGAGAGACCUCUACAACGAGAACUUUAAAACUCUGAGGCAAGAAUUCAAGGAAGACACUAGAAGUUUCAAGUUUGAUGUUCUUGGAUUGGCAGAAUUAGCAUUGUGAAAACAACUAUCUCACCAAAAUCAAUGUUCCAAUUCAGUGUAGAUAAAAUCAAAAUCUCCAUUCCAUUUUUCACAGAAAUCGAAAAAAAAAAUCUUAAAAAUUUGUAUGGAAGCACAAAAGACCCCAGACAGCUAAAGCAGUUCUGAGGAUAAAGAAUAAAUGCUAGAUAUUUUACCAUACCUGAUUUCAAGUUAUACUACAGAGCUAUUGUACUAAAACCAGCAUUGUGCUAGCACAUAGAUGUAGUGGAAUAGAAGAUCCUGAUAUAAGCCAAUGCAAUUACACACUGGUAAUUUUUAACAAA
Molecule: messenger RNA, 2909 nt
Organism: Nannospalax galili (Upper Galilee mountains blind mole rat)
Lineage: Eukaryota; Metazoa; Chordata; Mammalia; Rodentia; Spalacidae
Product: zinc finger protein 501
Exons: 7
Coding region: 395-2236 (613 amino acids)
Biological process (GO): regulation of transcription by RNA polymerase II
Molecular function (GO): RNA polymerase II cis-regulatory region sequence-specific DNA binding; DNA-binding transcription factor activity
Source: RefSeq, a predicted model, not a curated record